Caenorhabditis briggsae is the source of this 1791-nucleotide messenger RNA. NCBI's taxonomy places the organism in Eukaryota, Metazoa, Nematoda, Chromadorea, Rhabditida, Rhabditidae. The transcript has 6 exons. The record is from RefSeq and is a predicted model, not a curated record. The coding region runs from base 1 to 1791 and encodes 596 amino acids.
AUGUCAUCUCUUGAUCUACUACUGGAACGCCUCGUUAACAAUUGCUCGAUUUACGAUGAAAUGCCACACUCGUUCGAUGAUACACUUAUCGAUAAGCUUGUUGAUAGCAUUGAAUUUGAAGAAAGUAGCAUAAUAGUUGUUCGAAACUUUGUGAAAAGUAUUGAUUUCGAGAGCCGAUGCAUUCCGAUUCAGAUGAUCAUUCGCCUGCUAGACGCGGCUAUUGUGAAAAAAAAGUUCCACGAUGACGAAUUGCUUCUAGAAUUCGUUCAAGGAAGUGAGGAUCUUCUGCCACAAGCUCGUCCGCCUAAACUGCUCGACGAUUUGUUCAGAUUUUAUCAAAGACCCGAGGUUUUUGCGAUUCGGAAACCAGAUGCGUGGCUUCCUGUAAUCCGAUGGGCAAUCAACGAAAUUGAUGAUGACAGCACGUCUGUUUUCCUCCGUCGCCAAUACCAAACAUUCAUCUGCCAACUACAAUCGUCCGAUGCUCGACGUCUUCUUAUUAUCUCUGGAGCCGUGGAGAUUUUCAUUCGCCGAACGCGUCGCGGUGAACAAUCAAAUUUCAUUGUCGACGUUGUCACCAGAAUUCUAGACCGGUACUCCGAUGAUUUGGAGGUGGAGGAACUGCACAGCUACGUGGAAAGUAUCAGGAAUGCAGCGAGAAUCGGGGAGAAUUCGUUGAGGUUAUUAGUAAAGUUGAAAGAACUCCAUCAAACGCUAACGAUCCCAUUGACACCAGGCACCUGGCAGUGUGAAUCAAAUCGUGUGGAUCUCAUCUGCUUUCUUCUCGAAUCAAAUCCAGAUCCAUGUCAUGGAAUAAUGGCAUUCAGUGAUGGUGGAAACGAUGAACGAGUUCAAAAUGUGGAUCAACUCGUUGACCUACUUCUCUAUUCCCCAGCCGUCAAACUUCAUCACAAAACAAAAAUUCUUCAUCGAAUGAGUGAAAAGCAAGUGAAGACAUUCUUAGAACAGCUGAAUGAGGAAGUCAAGGUGGAGAAUAAAGUCCGAAUUCCGGAGUUGUCAAAGCUUCUGCCGAAAUUGGCUCCACGUGUCACCGUCCAGCAAAUCGCUACACUUUUCGAGUCCCUUGGUGCCCGUGUUCUGGAAUCCAGCUUACUUCUUCGUGAGCUCAGUCGUGUCUACGGUCCAGAUAUAUUUAGUCGUCCAGAGCUGAGUGAAUUCAAGAAUCGUCUUCGUGCUCGUCUGACCGAUAUGAUUCGCACUUCUGCGUUGGAAUCCGAAUGGGAGCAGACGGAUACAGCAUUAGAAAUCGCGUAUAUCUUCCCGUGCUUUUUGCCAGAGAGCGAGGACCUUCAAGCGCUCUCCAAAAGCAGCCGAAACUCUCCGUACGUUAUGUCGAUGGUGUUGAAACUGAUGCGUGAUCAUUACGGUGGAAUUCCUGAUGACCUCCUUCGUUUCUAUAUUCUAGAAUCGGCGGAUCCGGCUCCUAAGCUCGUUUGCAUGCGUUAUCUAUGCUCACCAAUGAUUUUUGGAACUUUGUCUCGAGAGGAAAUUGUGGAAUAUCUGGAAGCUGGACUCUCAGAUAAUGGAAUGGAUAUGCGGCAGGAGGCGUUGAAACUAGCGGAGCUAGCAAUGUCGAAACUGAAUUUGAAGGAUACCAUGAUAGAUAUGUUAACCGAAUAUAAAAAUGACCGCUGGAUCGGCCGUUACGUUCGUCGUUUGCUGUACGAAGAGCAUGUGGUACAGGAGAACGAGUCGGUUGUGAUCGUUCGAGAAAUGCUGGCAUCGUUGAGUGUCCAUGGAAACGACGACGAGAUUAAAGAUUGCUAUUGA